AAAUAAUUAAUUGGAAACAAACGUAAGUCUCAUUCAUCAUCUCCUACAAAGAUUUCUUUACUUUUUCUUAUUCUCUCAAAUAAAAAGUCACAACCUAAGUUUCUAUCUCUCUACAAACAAUGGCGUGUCUAUUUAAAGCAACAAGGUCGUCGAUCCAUAACGACCAUCUCCAUUACUUCUCCAUUAACCAACCAACCAAGAAAUCACAAAAGACAAGUUAAGGAGAGAUCUUGACCUGAUUCAAACACUUUUGAGAGAACUAAUCUCCGAUCAAGAACUCUUUCUUUUUGAGGAUGAAACUAAUUGAGAAGACGACGAACAAGUUUACCAAAGCCGAGGAGGAAGAAGAUGAUGGAAGCGAGGUCUUUCAGUCGAUCGAAGUGGCUAAGGUUGACCAGAGCAACGCAUCUCCGCCGCCGCCAUCGGCUGAUGCUUUUGCUACACCAUUGGUAGAGGUUUCCGCCGCCGGCGACGAACUUAACUUGAUUCCACCGUUGAACUUCGCGAUGGUCGACAACGGUAUCUUCCGGUCUGGAUUCCCGGACGUGUCUAACUUCUCAUUCCUCAAGACUCUUGGUCUUCGCUCAAUCAUAUCUUUGUGUCCAGAGGCGUAUCCAGAGAACAACAUGCAGUUCCUCAAAUCUAAUGGAAUUAAGCUUUUUCAGUUUGGCAUUAAAGGCUACAAGUGUCCCCCAGGAUUAGAGAACGAGGUUUGGUUGCAUCUUUGGAACUCUAAGUGUCAAAAAGAGGGUUCCUAUACAAAUGCAAAUUCGAAAACUUCGGAGCCAUUUGUAAAUAUCCCAGAUCAUAAAAUCCGUGAAGCACUUAAAGUCCUUCUCGACGAGAAGAACCAUCCACUUCUGAUUCACUGCAACCGAGGAAAGCAUAGGACAGGGUGUCUUGUUGGGUGCAUGAGGAAACUCCAGAAAUGGUGCUUGACAUCGAUUUUCGACGAGUACCAGCGAUUUGCAGCGGCUAAAGCUAGAGUUUCAGAUCAAAGGUUCAUGGAGUUAUUCGAUGUUUCGAGCUUCAAGCAGAUACCAAUGUCUUUCUCUUGCUCGAGUAGCUAGGUAGAAGAAGCAGCAAACAACAACAACAACAACAACGUCCUUAGGUUUGAUUGAUCAAUCAAAUCUGUCAGUCCCUUGAGCCUUUUUAGCAUUUAUUCAUAUAUAAUCGAAUAAACACAAGGAGGAGAGCAAUCAUGAGUACAGGAGGAAUAUCACCAGCAUUCUUCUUGUUUUUGUCUUUGUUUCUCUUUUCUCCUUAUUCAGUCAAUAACUAUAAUAAUUGGAAGAAGAAAAAAAGAAUAGAUUCCUUUUCUUUUGAUUCUUUUGUAUACUAAUAAUGUAAUGUAUCCAUAUGUACCCAGUGUAAGCAUUCAGCUAGAUAAAUAUAAUUAUAGAUACAGUA
Messenger RNA from Brassica napus (rape), 1413 nucleotides. Its product is annotated as tyrosine-protein phosphatase DSP2. Gene Ontology annotation, cellular component: cytoplasm. The transcript has 6 exons. Gene Ontology annotation, molecular function: phosphatase activity. The coding region runs from base 294 to 1070 and encodes 258 amino acids. Lineage: Eukaryota; Viridiplantae; Streptophyta; Magnoliopsida; Brassicales; Brassicaceae. The record is from RefSeq and is a predicted model, not a curated record. Gene Ontology annotation, biological process: protein dephosphorylation.